GGUGGCAUGCAGGCAAAACCAGAGAAGGCAAAUCAGGGGCAGUUGGUAGGCCUAGUGGUAACUGAACCCAUGGGAAAUUUGCAUCCUCCCUGAACAGAGCUCCCCUUUCCCUGUAGCCUGAGCAUCUGUGUUUAUGUAAGUGAGCUCUGAUUCAGAUGUAGAGCCUGAACAGUCCUCUCCCACCCCCAGGAAAGAUUCAAAAAGGGACUGUGGGUGGGGGCAGAGAGGAGGCCAGGGAGCAAGACGCAAGGCUCAGUGUGGUGACGGGAGGGGCCAAAAUGCAGCCAGCACUCUCAGCCUUCUUCAUGCUGCUCUUUGUCCUGCUGUGCCUCCUGGGAAUCCUGGCCAACGGCUUCAUUGUGCUGGUGCUGAGCAGGGAAAGGAUGCGGCGUGGGAGGCUGCUUCCCUCCGACAUGAUCCUCAUGAGCUUGGGUGCCUCCCGCUUCUGCCUGCAGUGUGUUGGAAUGGUGAACAACUUCUACUGCUUCCUCCACCUGCACGAGUACAGCAGCGGUCCUGCGCGGCAGUUCAUCAGUCUCCACUGGGACUUCCUGAACUCGGCCACCUUCUGGUUGGGCUCUUGGCUCAGUGUCCUGUUCUGCAUGAAGAUUGCUAACUUCACCCACCCUACCUUCCUUUGGCUGAAGUGGAGGUUCCCGGGGUCAGUGCCCUGGCUCCUCAUGGCUUCUCUCCUGAUCUCUUUCAUCGUCACCCUGCUCUUCUUCUGGGGAAACCAUGCUGUGUAUCAAGGAUUCUUAAUUAGAAAAUUUCCUGGGAACAUGACCUUCAAGCAGUGGAGCAGGAGGCUGGAAAUUCACUAUUUCUUGCCCCUGAAACUUAUCACCUUGUCAAUUCCCUGCUCUGUCUUUCUGGUCUCAAUUGCAUUGUUGAUUAAUUCUCUGAGGCGACACACAGGGAGAAUGCAGCGCAGUGCCCACAGCCCACAGGACCCUAGUGGCCAGGCUCACACCAGAGCUCUGAAGUCGCUCAUCUCCUUCCUCAUUCUUUAUGCUCUGUCUUUCGCAUCCUUGCUCAUCGAUGCUGCAGGUUUCUUCUCCUCAGAGAGUGACUGGUACUGGCCGUGGCAGAUUUUAAUCUACCUGUGCACAUCUGUCCAUCCCUACAUCCUCAUCCUCAGCAACCUCCGGCUUCGAGGGGUAUGCAGGGAGUUACUUCUGUUGGCCAGGGUCUUCCGGCUGGCCUAG
Molecule: messenger RNA, 1205 nt
Organism: Ailuropoda melanoleuca (giant panda)
Lineage: Eukaryota; Metazoa; Chordata; Mammalia; Carnivora; Ursidae
Product: taste receptor type 2 member 41
Exons: 1
Coding region: 279-1205 (308 amino acids)
Biological process (GO): sensory perception of taste; G protein-coupled receptor signaling pathway
Cellular component (GO): membrane
Molecular function (GO): bitter taste receptor activity; G protein-coupled receptor activity
Source: RefSeq, a predicted model, not a curated record